Messenger RNA from Priapulus caudatus, 1643 nucleotides. RefSeq names its product probable deferrochelatase/peroxidase YfeX. Gene Ontology annotation, cellular component: cytosol. The record is from RefSeq and is a predicted model, not a curated record. Bases 289 to 1437 code for a protein of 382 amino acids. The transcript has 10 exons. Gene Ontology annotation, molecular function: peroxidase activity; heme binding. Lineage: Eukaryota; Metazoa; Priapulida; Priapulimorpha; Priapulimorphida; Priapulidae.
GAGAGAGAGAGAGAGAGAGAGAAAUAGCUAGUAUAAGCCACCGCCACAAACGACUACGCAGGGCGAUCCUCUCUAUACGCACUCGCGCGCGUGUGUUGGUAUUUGGUAAUAAUCUGUGAUAGGCAGGCAGUGUACGUACGCACACGUGUACUUACAUACACACACAGGAUACAUACACACACAGGAACUUAGGAAGAGACUGCUACACAGCAGUUGUCGGUGUUUUGCUGUGAUUUGAUAGCCUCGCUGUAGUUAUCACUACAGACUCACACUCGGGCGCACGUCAUCAUGAAUGGUCUACGACUUGGCGGUCGUCUGCUCAGACACGCUCAACAGACGAGCAAAUACACAGGUAGACGCCUCCUCUCCACCAGCGGCCGUAACGCUGCAGCCUUCGCUGUUGCACGCCCCCUGGUGUUAGGAGCCAUAACCGCGGCCGGGGUUUACGGUCUCUACCGUGAGGUCGGAGGCAGUGAUGGACUCCUACAGACGGUGCAGGCUGCCGCUAAGGCUGGCGGAACCCCGCAACCCAAUGUCUACUCUCAGACAAAAGAUCAUGCUGUCUACAUCUGGAUCCAUCUAAAUCCCGAUGCCGAUUUCAAAGCAUGUGCAAAGGCAGCAGCGAACCUGCAGCAGGAUGUUGAGGCAGUCUCGCCGGCGGCAGACAGCGACGAAGACGACGAGAUAUGGGCCGGUGUCGGGUUCGGACCCAAGUUUUACUCACAGGUUUGGGGAAAGGCGAAGAAGUCCUUUACAUACCCUCACAGGAAGGGAGCGCACGGGGACCUGCCAAGCACCGGUGGCGACAUUUUCAUUCACGCGAAGAGCAACAGUGUGAGCAAACUGUACGAGCUGACAAAGCGCGUCAUCGACCAGAUGCCGCGCGCCGCCGUCCGCGAUUGGUCGGACACCUACAGCUUUGUGUUUCGCAACGGACGAGAUCUAUCCGGAUUCAUAGAUGGAACAGAGAACCGAGCCGAUGAGGAUGAGAGGUUUGAGGUAGCCGUCAAUAAAGAAACGGGUGGAAGCUACUGUAUCACUCAAAGAUGGAUCCACAAAUUUGAUGACAUAAAAAAAGAGAAAGACGCCACACUGUCGAAGUUUGUUGGCCGCAGCAUGGAUGAUAGCGUGGAGCUACCCGUCAAACCAGCUUCCUCCCACGUCGCGCGCAUGACCGGAGGCCACGCGUUCGAUCAUCCAAAGAAGUUCGAGAUCGUGCGACAGUCGAUGCCGUACGGCACGGUGAGCGGAGAAUCCGGUCUCUUCUUCAUCGGCUUUGCCGCCGCUCCGGAGAACUUUGAGUUCAUGCUGGAGCGCAUGGUGGGCGGCGGCGGCGGUGGCGAUCGCGUCAACGACGAUAUCAUGCGCAUUACGCGCGCCGUGUCGGGCACAUACUGGUACUUCCCUCCCGCCGAGCAACUACGCAAGCUGCAGUGAUGGAGGAGGUGGCACGGAGAGGAGCGAUAGGGGAAGGGGGUGGUGCGAAGAGGAGAGAUGGAGGAGGGGGGCAUAGAAGGAAUAUAUGGGGAAGGGGUAGCGUAGAGGAGAAAGAGGGAGUGACGUGGAGGGGGGGGGGUACCGUGGAGCGAAGAAAUGGAGAGGGGGUGACACGGAGAGGAGAGGUGAGGGAGGGGCAGCGCAAA